CUUCGACAUCCCAUCUCAUCGCCUCUCAAUCUCCCUAUACUUGCACUUUCAAUUCACACCCUAGCAUUCGGACCGAGAUGACGCCCGACGACUAUAAACCCGCCGAGAGUAUCGGCGAUCUCUCGUCUCAAGUCUGGCUCGUGACAGGCGGAACCGCUGGUCUCGGUAAACAGACGAUUCUCUCCCUGGCCCCACUCGACAACCCUCCUGCCAGGAUCUACUUUACCGGUCGAGAGUCUUCUCGCGGUCGAGCUACCGACCUGAUUGACGAAUACAAGUCGUUAUUGUUAGCUAGCAACAAGGAAAAGAGCGACUUGCUGUUCCUUCCUACCGACUUAACCUCAUUCGAGUCGAUCAAAUCCGCCGUACAGUCGUUCGUCGACCAGGAACGCGAACGGACGAGAGGCAAGGUCUCGUUGCACGUCGUCCUCAACAAUGCCGGGAUCAUGGCCGUCCCGCCUGGUCUGACCAAGGACGGAUACGAGAUCCAGUUCGGGACCAACCAUAUGGGCCACGCUCUCCUCGUCCAGCUCGUCCAGCCUUACCUCUCGGCGACCCCCUCGAGCAGGAUCAUCAACGUCUCCAGUCUCGGCGCCGGGAUCGCCUUUCGAAAGGGGAUCCUGUUCGACCAGGUCAAGACGACCCAGGAAGGCUGGCUCGGGGCCGGAUGGUGGAGGUACGGACAGAGCAAGCUCGCCAACAUUCUCUUUUCUCAACAACUCGCCUUGCAUCAUCCCGAGAUCACGAGCGUCUCCAUCCACCCGGGCGUGAUCCAGACCGAUCUCGUCAACGGUCUACCUCUAGGGCACCGACUGUUCAUCGGGCUCACCUCGAGCAUGAUGAUGAUCACCCUGGAGAACGGGGCCAAGAACCAUCUAUGGGCGUCGACGGUGCCGACCGCCGAGCUGAAGAAUGGAGGGUUCUAUGAACCCGUCGGGGAGGUCGGAAGGGAAUUUGCGAAUGCCAAGGAUGAAAAGUUGGCUGCUCAGCUGUGGGAAUUCACCCAGAAAGAGUUGGAAGGGUGGAAGCUCGACAGGCCUUAGGCGGCGAGCUUAGCUGGGACGUUUCUGAUUACAAACUCGAUUGAUCUGGGUCGUUGUUAUAUGGUGUACUGGGGCCGUGGACUGUACUUUCUUCUUGUAAGAACAUCUAUAUACCGACGAUACCUACUGAUCACUCGGGCCAGGCCGGGUUAUCAUCGGCGGGACGCUCAUCAGGCUCUACCUUGGGGUGAAUGGGAUCGUCAGAUCAAGCGAGUUUGAUAUCAUUUACCAUUUUGGCC
Messenger RNA from Filobasidium floriforme, 1282 nucleotides. Its product is annotated as dehydrogenase with different specificitie. Bases 78 to 1043 code for a protein of 321 amino acids. The transcript is spliced from 2 exons. Lineage: Eukaryota; Fungi; Basidiomycota; Tremellomycetes; Filobasidiales; Filobasidiaceae. The record is from RefSeq and is a predicted model, not a curated record.